GAUACACGUAUAUUGCAGAGAGAGGGUGAGAAAGAGGUUCUUUCUCUGGUCAUUCAUCUUCUCUCAUUUCAAUCUCCUUGUCUUGGUCUAAUUUGGGGUUCCUUCCUUUCAUAUUCUUUUGGGAUCGGAAGGAACAAAGCGAGAGAAAAGAUUUGAGAUACGAAGAACAGAGGCCAUAUAUCGGGGAGGAUGAAUAUGGCCUCAGUUGUAUACUGCUCCUCCUCUUAGAUCUUAGUUGUUUCUUUCAAUCGGUUGUUUUCCCAUCUGUAAUUAGAUAUCAGCAUUUUCUUCAUUUUUGAUUGACCCUUUUCAAUCCUAGUUAGUUUUUCUAUUUUGUUUCCUUAUUGUCUCUGUAAUUUCCCCAUCCCCUAGAUCCCUUUAUUUCCAUUUGGAUUGAUCUGAUAUCAUUAAGAUUGAAUCAACAUCAUCCCAAUUCUGCAAAGGAAGAUGCAAUCUGAUCUUGGUAAGCUGUUCAUUGGUGGGAUAUCUUGGGACACCAAUGAAGAUAGCCUGAAGGAUUAUUUUAGCGGUUUCGGAGAGGUUUUAGAGGCUGUAAUCAUGAAAGAUCGAAACACGGGUCGUGCUCGUGGUUUCGGUUUCAUCGUUUUCUCCGAUCCUGUUGUUGUCGAAAGGGUAAUCAAUGAGAAACACAUCAUAGAUGGUAGAAUGGUUGAGGCGAAAAAGGCGGUUCCAAGAGAGGACCAUCAAAACACCAUGAUGAUGAGCAGGAGCAGCAACAGCAGCAGCAUUCAUGGUUCUCCUUUGCAACAAGGAGGAAGGACCAGAAAGAUUUUUGUUGGUGGUUUAGCAUCUUCAGUAACCGAGGCUGAGUUCAAGAUAUAUUUCGAGCAAUAUGGAACCAUAACCGAUGUGGUUGUGAUGUAUGAUCACAACACACAUCGUCCAAGAGGAUUUGGAUUCAUUACCUUCGAUUCAGAGGAUGCAGUUGACAAAGUAUUGCUUAAGACCUUUCACGAGCUGAAUGGAAAAGUUGUUGAAGUCAAACGUGCUGUUCCUAAGGAGCUUUCGCCCGGAGGGGGUCCUCUUGCUAGUAGGGGCAGUCCUCUAAGCGGGUAUAGCUACUUCAAUCAACUGAAUAGGAUCAAUAGUUUCCUAGAUGGGUAUAAUAAUCAAGGAUUCUCUCCUAGUAGUGGGGCUAUUGGCUAUGGUUUGAGGAUGGAUGAUGGUAGGUUUAGUCCAAUUGGUGCUGGCCGAAGUGGAUUUGGUCCCUUUGGCUCAAUGAACUUUGAAUCGGGAUUGAAUGCAAGUAAUUUUGGAGGAAAUGCUACUAGCCUGAUCAAUAGUAAUAGCUAUGGAAGGGGAGGAGGAAUGAACCAUCCUUACUUUAAUAGUAAUAACAAUAAUAGGUUUGCUAAUCCCAUUGGCUAUGAUGGAGGAAGCGGGGGAAGCUCUUCCUUCUUUAGCUCGGCUUCGAGGAAUUUGUGGGGUGGUAAUAGUAACAAUAAUAGUGGCGGGCUUAAUUAUGGAGCAAACUCGAGCGGGUACUUGGGAAAUGGAAGUGGGAUGAUUGGGGGCAAUCUUGGCAAUAGUGGGAUUAAUUGGGAUUCUAAUUCUCACCUUACAAACCAAAAUGGAGGAAACAUAUUGGGUCAUGUUGGGAAUCUUGAUUAUGGCCUUCGAGGAGGAGGAGCAGGAGGAGGAGGUUAUGAUAGGAUCUCUUCUUCAGGUACUACAAUUGGAGAUCCAAUGUCGAAUGCUGGUUAUGAUGGGGCUUUUUCAGACUUGUAUAAUAGUAGUAGCUCAGUUUAUGGUGAUCCUACUUGGAAUUCAUCUAACCUCGAAAGGGAGGGAUCAGGUUCUUUUGAUUAUGAGCUGGGAAAUGGAGGUGGAAGAUCUGAUGUUCAAACUAAGGGCUCUCAUGGGUUUGUUGGUGGUGGUUAUAGUGUUGCGAAGACACAAUCAAACAGAGGAUGAUUUACCUGUCUAGGAAGGAGAUGAUAAAAAACCGCGAGGAAGGUUAAAUAGGUGAAGAAGUGUAGAGUGUGUGUGUAGCUGGUGAAGUGUGAAAUUUGCACACUCCCCCUAAUCAACAAAAACUGUCUCAAAGUGGUGAAAGAUGUCUGAAAUUCUUUAUCUUUAUUAUUAUUAUCUAGAGCUAACCGGAUUUUGGAAGAAGAAGAGAAAGAAAAAGAGAGGUUUUACUAAAUACAUUACAGAAAGAUUAUUAUGUUUUAAGGAUUGAGUUUCAUUUUGUGUUUUUUUAUUUUUAUUUUUCUUGUUUUGAGUGAGAUUUAAAAUCAGAUUGCAGAGGUAUUAUGAUGAUGAAGAACAUGGGUGAUGCACAAGAAGGAUAGACUAUGAUUCUUUCUUUCUUUAUUUAUGGGUUUUUAGUGUUAUAUAGACUGAAUUAUGUUUGCGUUUUAUCGGUUAAAACUCAUUCGAACCCAAUACUCUUAAUAUGAGUUUUGCUUCUCCUCGAUUUGUACCAAAAACUGUUGUUUAUUUACUAGUGUGAAAAUAUAUAUAUGAACAUUUUAUAUUAUGUGUUA
Molecule: messenger RNA, 2510 nt
Organism: Impatiens glandulifera
Lineage: Eukaryota; Viridiplantae; Streptophyta; Magnoliopsida; Ericales; Balsaminaceae
Product: heterogeneous nuclear ribonucleoprotein 1-like
Exons: 4
Coding region: 448-1935 (495 amino acids)
Molecular function (GO): RNA binding
Source: RefSeq, a predicted model, not a curated record